AAAAAGAAAAAAAAAAUUGUAACUGCAGACGCCACAGACAGAGCACAGGCUGCAGUUUUUUUUAGCUAACAACGAAGAAGACUUGAAUAUCUGUCAAUCAAGGAAGUGAAAGAUGCUGGCAGACAAAAAGACGAAGAGAUAAAACUUGUGAGUAGAAAGAUAAAAAAGUAAGAAAUAAAAGAAAGAAAAUACGAAAGACUUUAUCCAAUCCAGCAAAGUUUAACAUUAAGGGGGCAGCCCAGUGGGGCUGACGUGAAACGACCGCCUACGAAACAGACAUGGGCACGACUUCUGAUGCAGAGUUAGUGGAGAACGACAUGCAGAACUCUGAAUCUUCCAACUCACCGAUCAAGAUACCUAUGGGCUCUUCAGUCUCCAGUGAGGAUGACUCCCCACUCAAAACCUACAAGUGGCACACGGGCAUGAAGCAGGCUAUUGAAGGGUUAAGAUCUGAAGGGUCAGCUGGGGACAAGGAGGCCCACAAGGGAGCCAGCAAGUGGAGCAAGAUGAGCAACUGGCGCAAGGCCUUCAGUGAGGAAGCUGCAGCUGGUGAGCAUAUCUCAGCCAAACGCUUUAAAGACUCACCAAAGAAAGUGGAUGACCUCCAUGGUGUAAAGACCACUGCGGAUGAAAAACCGCCUCGCAAAUCACCAUUCAGGCGAGCGCUGUCAGAACCACCGGGCUCUAUGAGAAUGGCUCUGACCAAGGUCAAUGAGCAGCCUGUGGGAGCCACAGAAGUGCAACAGAGUCCCACCGAAAGGUCCAAUCACAAAACAGCGGUCUUCCGAAAGUACUUUAGGUCAGUCUCUCAGAGGUUCAAGAAGCCCAGAGCUGCUGAAAAGAAGGAAACCCCACAAAAAGAAGAUGUAAUGAAAGAAUCCCAGGAUAUUCAGCUCUCUCCCCCACCCUCAUGGGCACCCCCACAAGAAGUGCCAGUGUGGGACAUUAACAACUGUACCCUUCAUGAUGGGUGCAUGAUUAUCUCCCGUGACGAUGAGCCCGUCUAUCGCACUCGGAACCGAAUAAGUAGCUGCGUGUCCGAGGGCAGCCUUCACAACCUGGCCGGCAGUCGCGGCAAUCUUGAUGGGCCCAGUGAAAUUGUCAGCCAGCGGCCAAAAGGAGGCGUUAAGAGUAAGAUCAUCCGGAAGUUCAAACCACCCCUGGGAAAAAGUUACAGCCAUUCUCAUGAUGAUAUUGGAUCAGGUGACAGUUCUAUGAGACCCCAUGGCUCCCAGGAGUCUUUGUCCAUCUCUGUGGCUAUGGCAGAAAGUCUGGACCUGAGUGGUGAAAAGAAUCUUAUCAUCCGGCCCCUCCACAGCAGCAUCCUGGGAGAAAAAUACUGCUUCGAGGUCAUCUCAUCUGAAGGCAGCCGAUGCUUUGGCUGUGGCUCAGCUGCAGAAAGAGAUCGCUGGAUAGAAAAUUUGCGCCGGUCAUCUCAACCCAAUAAGGAUAACUGUCAGCGGACAGAAAACAUACUCAGUUUUUGGGUAAACGAAGCUAAAGAUCUUCCUCCCAAGAAAAAAUAUUUCUGCGAGCUCCAUCUGAAUGGCUCCCUCUAUGCCCGCACUACCAGUAAAACCAGCACCUCAGGUAACCUGUUUUGGGGAGAGCUCUUUGAAUUGGACAAUCUUCCACCGGUGAAUCAGAUGACUCUGUACAUCUUCAAGGAUGAUGAAGGCAGCAAGAAAAGGACAAAAGAGGAGAACGUACCACUGGGUAGUGUUGCAAUAUCCUUGCCAGAGCUCACUGGCCGCCAAUUUGUGGAGCGCUGGUAUCCGGUGACUGGCUAUCUAGGCUCCGCCUCCAAAGACAGGGCAACCAUUGCAUCUCUCAGAGUCAAGGCCCGCUACCAGAAUAUCUUGGUGUUACCCAUUGAGAAGUACAAGGAUUUUGCAGAGUACAUCACUUUCCACUACAUGGACCUCUGUCUUCAGCUGGAGCCAAUCUUGACCGUUAAAGAGAAGGAAGAACUGGCAUGUGCCCUGGUGCAUGUCCUACAGAGCAUCGGCAAAGCCAAGGACUUUUUGAAAGACCUGGGUAUAGCAGAAGUAGACCGUUUUGAUGAAAAGGAGUCACUCAUCUUCAGAGAAAAUACGCUUGCCACCAAAGCCAUUGACGAGUAUAUGAAACUGGUCGGCCAGAAGUACCUCACCGAUACCCUUGGUAAUUUCAUCAGCCAUGUCUACGAGUCUGGGGACAGCUGUGAGGUUGAUCCACAGAAAUGCUCCCCUAAUGAGCUACCAGAAAAUCAGCACAACUUGCAAAAUAAGUGUGAAGAAGUCUUUCGCCACAUCACAGAGGAAUACAGCUCUUUCCCAGCAGAAUUGAAUGAGAUUUUCUCAACCUGGCAAGAAGAAUGUGCCCAGAGGGAUAAACCAGACAUUGGCAAGAGACUCAUCUGUGCCUCGCUCUUUCUGCGUUUCCUGUGCCCUGCCAUCAUGAACCCUAGCCUGUUCAACCUGAUGCAAGAAUAUCCGGUGGACAGCACUUCGAGAAAAUUAACUCUGACGGCCAAAGUUAUCCAGAACCUCGCUAACUUCACCCAGUUUGGCGAUAAGGAGGAGUACAUGCUGUUCAUGAAUGACUUUCUGCAGCAAAAUCAGGAAACAAUGACGGCGUAUUUGCAGAAUGUGUCCAACCCAGACAGUGAAGUUCACAUGUCCUGCUUUGACGGCUAUGUGGAUCUCCCUUUAAGACUCUCCAUCUUGCAUGGCCUGCUUUGUGCCAUCAUAGCUCCCAAGGACCAGGCGACGAUAAACAACCUCAAAUCCCUGCCCAUCAUUCUCAAUCAGAUCUCCGAUGAGAUGGGGAGUGACUGCUGCCGAAUCAACAUCAGCAAUUUCAUCAAAGAGGAAACCAAGCCAGUGUACGUGCCUCCGAAGAGCCUGGACAAGUUCUCACCACUCCACAACUCUCAUAGCAAUCUCAUGGAUGACAAAAACGCACGAUGGCGCAAGGAGCGAAAGUCUGUGAAGAGGACCCAGAGCGUGCCCGCCCGUACCAAGAAACACACCAACAUUAUGAACCGACAGAGCAGCAACCAGGAGCUGACCCCUGAACAGCACCAGCUUGACAUCUCAUACCCUGAUGGACGGAUGAGCCGAAAUGUUCAGGCAAGCACCAAGGGAACAUCCAACCAAGUACCCUGGGUCCACCCCAACCAGUUAGCCGAAUCCAACAUGGUGCAGAAGAUCAAUGAGGGACAAGAUCCACUGCAGAGGCUUGUACAGGAGAUGGUAGAAAUCCGGCGUGAAGUGGACACCGUGACAGACCGUGAGUUUGAGAUGUCCAAGCGCUUGGAGGACUUCAUUGUUCAGACACAGGAGCAGCAGACUGCGCUGCAGGAGGAGGUCCAGAGCCUCAAAGCACAGCUCAAGUCCAAUGAGGAGCAGCUCACCAACAUGUCCAUCAGGCUGGAGACCAUUGAGGAAGAACGGAAAGAGGAUGAGAUCAAGUUGGAUGCAGCCAUGGCAGCAGUGGAGCGAAUGAACACACUGGAGAUGCAGUACGCCGACCUCGUGACCAUCUUACACGAAGUGAGGGCAGCUCAGAUGAGAUACCAGGCCGCACCCGCAGUGUCAGAAAACCGCCCUGUAGAGAAUGGAGAAGGGGAAGUAGAAGAAAGUGUGCACUGUUGGGGCCCAGAAGACACCUCGGAUGAAUCGCAGUGAGGACCACCAAGGCAACAUGUUGGCGGAUGAAAAAAAAAAAAACAAAAACGGACAAAUCUGAACGACGCUCAGACCACGCUGGGUCAUCAUGCAGCUGCACUGGAAAUUAAGGGAAUAAGUGCAAACAAAUCAAAAAAAAAAGUGAACUUGCACCCGAGCCUCCAACACUGGGGCCUGAACUUAACCCAUCAAAUAACUCUUUUGUCUGUCAAAACUUUUAACUUUUUUGCCUAAAACAUAAUGAAAGUCAUUUUAAAUAGGCCUGAUUUUUUUUCCAUGUGUCAUAAAAGUAUGGCUUUUGCACAUGCAAACAAAAUGUCAUUUCUGAAUUA
Molecule: messenger RNA, 4003 nt
Organism: Erpetoichthys calabaricus (reedfish)
Lineage: Eukaryota; Metazoa; Chordata; Cladistia; Polypteriformes; Polypteridae
Gene: rasal3
Product: RAS protein activator like 3
Exons: 19
Coding region: 279-3671 (1130 amino acids)
Biological process (GO): regulation of GTPase activity
Source: RefSeq, a predicted model, not a curated record